Lepisosteus oculatus (spotted gar) is the source of this 1139-nucleotide messenger RNA. The record is from RefSeq and is a predicted model, not a curated record. NCBI's taxonomy places the organism in Eukaryota, Metazoa, Chordata, Actinopteri, Semionotiformes, Lepisosteidae.
UCCACCUUAUCAACUACUGCAGGUUCUGCAAAAAAAGUAUGUACAAAGUUCACAGAGACCAUCUCAACAGUGUCUAUUCUGCAUAGUUAUGUCAUGGACAGGCAUCAAGAAGAAAACAAUUUAUUUAAAUAUGACUGUCUCAUAUUAGCUGGUCAGGUGACUGAGGAUGAGAUCUCAUUCCCCACAUCCUUCUGGGGAAUGUAGUUCAGACAAUAAUCUCCAUAUUGUCUGAACCUACUACCCUCUCACAUAGUGUGGAGUUAUGAAUCUUAUUAUAGCCUGCAUGUCACCACUGAAUCCUAUGCACAAAAAGCACAAAUGAUAUGCACAAAUGGAAAAACCGUCAGACAGUGGUUGUAGGUCAGAAAGGUAACCCAGCAGUACACUCUCUCUUUCUAGUUAAGCCUGCGAUCACGGUAUUUACAGAAGACCCAAUUGAAGAAGGCGAAACGGAAAGUCGCAUAGCAACCUGCAGGGCAGAGAAUGGCAAGCCGGCUGCUAAAAUCAGUUGGCGAACUCCCUUUCCUACGCUUGGAAGCAUGGAAAGCUCAUCGAUGCACGAGGACCUUACCAUUACCAUCGAGAGCCAGCUGCGAGCCAUCCCAGCACGCUCGAUGCAUCGCCAGGAGGUGCAAUGCGUGGUGGAGCACCUGUCUUUGGCCCAGCCAGAAGUGGUCUCUUCCAAGCUCACCGUGCAGUAUCCCCCUUCUGUUGUUGUGAUAAAAAUAGACACACCAACUAAGCUCACCUUCCAGUGUGAAGCAGAUGCUACCCCCCCGUGGACAGAUAUGAUUGGAAAAGGGAGAACGAGGUCCUCCCAGACGGGGCAGCUGUGACUGAAGCUCAGCUGGAGUUCUCUGUCAUCACCCCUGACCUCAGUGGCCUCUACUACUGUAGAGCGAGUACCCCUAAUGCCACAGCAACAGGAGUGCUUUAUCUCCAAAUCGGUAAUGCAUUCUUUUUUAUUUAAGAAAGAGACCACCUUUUCAUUAUUUAGAAGUUCAAAAUAUUUCAUCAACAUUUUUAGUUUUUGAACGGAAUAUAGUUUUGUUUGAUCGUUUUUCCAAUUAUUUAAAGUGCAGAAGUUCAACAAUUAAGGCCAGUAUUGCAUGUUGUACUUAGCUACGAAAACUUUUGUA